AGUUUCAAUGUGUAAACACAGUGUUAUAUAAGUUAGAUUUGUCAGUUUCGUGUGAAGCGCUGUACAGGACUCCGUGGACGAUACGCUGAGGACAAUGAAGUUUUUAAUAUAUUUUUUCUUGUUGGCUACUUCUUUCGCUUUCUUUGCCAGUGGAAAGGAUGCACUAGAUUGGUGGCAAACUACAGUCCUCUACCAGGUGUAUCCGAGAUCUUUCAAGGACAGUGAUGGAAACGGAGUGGGUGAUCUUAAAGGUAUAACACAGAAACUGGAUCAUCUGAAAGACGCAGGAAUCGGUGCAUUGUGGUUGUCGCCUAUAUUUACUUCUCCAGGAGUUGACUUCGGUUACGAUAUAUCGAACUACACUCAGAUCGACCCGUUAUUCGGGACCAUCGAAGAUUUGAGAGAGCUUAAAUCUGCUGCCGAGAAACUUGGUUUGAAACUGUUGCUUGAUUUGGUACCGAACCAUGUGAGUAAUGAAAGCGAAUGGUUCAAAAAGUCAGUGCAAAAGAUCGACCCAUACACAGAUUACUUUGUUUGGGUGGAUCCAAAAAAAGAUGAGAAUGGCACCAGGCAGCCUCCAAACAACUGGCUGAGUGACUUCGGCGGGUCGGCCUGGGAGUGGCGCGAGGAGAGACAGCAGUACUACCUGCACCAGUUCGCCGUGCAGCAAGCAGACCUCAACUACCGCAACAAACACGUGGUGCAGGAGAUCAAGGACGUGAUGCGCUACUGGCUGGACCAAGGCAUGGAUGGCUUUCGGGUGGACGCGGUGACCUUCCUGUUCGAGGACGAGCAGUUGCGGGACGAGCCUCUGUCCGGGGACCCGGGGGCCGAGCCGACGGACCAGAGCUACCUCAAGCACGUGUACACGCAGAACCAGCCGGCCACCUUCGACAUGGUGCAGCAGUGGCGGGCGCUCCUCGACGAGUACUCGAGCAAGGACCACUCCACCAGGGUCAUGUUCACGGAGGCGUACGCGGACCUCGACAACACGUUCAAGUACUACGGCACGAAGGAGCGGCCGGGAGCACACUUCACGUUCAACUUCUUCGUCAUCGAGUACAUCAAGAACACGUCGACCGCCGACGACUACGAGAACAUAACGAGCUUGUGGCUUAAGAACAUACCAGCCGGUGAUUGGCCCAACUGGGUGGUGGGGAACCACGACCAGCACCGGGUGGCCAGCCGUGUGGGACCGGGCCUGGUGGACGCCAUGAAUGCUCUGGCGCUGCUGAUGCCGGGCACCGCCGUCACCUACAACGGCGAGGAGAUCGGCAUGGAGGACACCUUCAUCAGCUGGAACCAGACCGUGGACCCGCAGGGGCUUAACGCCGGCCCUCAGCGCUACCAACUGUUCAGCCGCGACCCGGAGCGCACCCCCUUCCAGUGGGACAACACCACCAGCGCAGGUUUCUCGACCAGUAAUACCACAUGGCUGCCAGUAAACUCUAACUACAAAUGGCUGAAUCUCCAGAAACAACAAGAGGAUGAAGACAGUCACUACAAGGUGUACAAGCAGCUGGUGCAGUUAAGGAAGACCAAGACGAUACAGCGAGGGACAACUCACACUGCCGCCGUGACACAACAAGUGUUCGCAUUCGUCAGGGCUCUGGACGGCGAGGUCACCUACAUCGUCGCCAUGAACGUGGGCAACUCCUCCGCCACGGUGGACCUCACCAGGUCCUUCUCGGGGCUGCCGGCCACCGCGACCGUCGUGGUGGCUAGCGUUGGGUCCACGUUGGUCAGAGGGACGAACCAAACCACUUCAGCCCUCACGCUCGCUGCGAAGGGUUUUGUGGCGCUCGAAGGAAGAACAUGAGCUGAGAAGCUGCAGCACGUACGAAGCUUGGUGCACUUGUAAUAGACAUCAUGAAUUAAUAAAGAGUAUUAAUGCAAAUAUAUUUACUAAAAAAAA
Molecule: messenger RNA, 1915 nt
Organism: Bacillus rossius redtenbacheri
Lineage: Eukaryota; Metazoa; Arthropoda; Insecta; Phasmatodea; Bacillidae
Product: maltase 2-like
Exons: 10
Coding region: 95-1819 (574 amino acids)
Biological process (GO): carbohydrate metabolic process
Source: RefSeq, a predicted model, not a curated record